Molecule: messenger RNA, 1161 nt
Organism: Candida dubliniensis CD36
Lineage: Eukaryota; Fungi; Ascomycota; Pichiomycetes; Serinales; Debaryomycetaceae
Gene: LAB5
Product: putative lipoate synthase
Exons: 1
Coding region: 1-1161 (386 amino acids)
Biological process (GO): lipoate biosynthetic process
Cellular component (GO): mitochondrion
Molecular function (GO): 4 iron, 4 sulfur cluster binding; lipoate synthase activity
Source: RefSeq, a predicted model, not a curated record
AUGAUUACAAGAAACUCUAUAAUUUUGAGAAGACUAUAUCCUACAGCCAUUAUAAGGACACUAGCUACAGAUGCCACCGAAUCUACUGUGGUAAAGACGAAAAGAAGAAGAACAAUUUUCACCGAUGAAUUGAAUAAAGGACCAUCAUUUGAUGAUUUCGUCAGUGGGAAAGCCAAAGACAUGUUGGAGGAUCCAUUGGAAACAGCAAGAAAGGAUCCAAAUGCCAAGUUGCCUAGUUGGUUAAAAGUUCCUAUUCCAAAAGGGAAAUCAUUUCAUAAUGUGAAGAAAGAUGUACGUGAAUUAAAAUUAGCCACUGUGUGUGAAGAAGCUAAGUGUCCCAACAUUGGGGAAUGUUGGGGUGGUAAGAAAUCUGAAGCUACUGCCACAAUUAUGCUUUUGGGUGAUACGUGUACUAGAGGAUGUCGAUUCUGUUCGGUAAAGACUAACCGUAAACCGGCUGCCCCAGAUCCAAUGGAACCAGAAAACACUGCUGAAGCCAUUAGUAGAUGGGGGUUAGGAUAUGUUGUUUUAACAACAGUUGAUAGAGAUGAUUUAGUUGAUGGUGGGGCUAGACAUUUGGCAGAAACCGUGCAAAAGAUAAAGCAAAAGGCUCCACAGAUUCUCGUUGAAGUAUUGGGAGGUGAUUUCCGAGGUGAUUUAUCCAUGGUUGAAAUAUUGGCUAAUUCAGGCUUAGAUGUGUAUGCUCAUAAUUUGGAAACUGUGGAAGCUUUGACUCCUCAUAUUAGAGACCGUCGUGCUACUUACCGUCAAUCAUUGGCUGUUUUGGAAAGGGCCAAACAAACAAACUCAUCUUUGAUAACCAAAACUUCGCUAAUGCUUGGAUUUGGUGAAACAGAUGACCAAGUGAAGCAAACAUUAAGAGAUUUACGUGAAAUUGGAUGUGACGUGGUAACUUUUGGUCAAUAUAUGAGACCAACAAAAAGACAUAUGAAGGUUGUUGAGUACAUUAAACCAGAAAAAUUUGAUUAUUGGCGUGACACUGCGUUGGAUAUGGGAUUCCUUUAUGUUGCAAGUGGGCCAUUAGUCAGAUCAUCGUAUAAAGCAGGUGAGGCUUUUAUAGAAAAUGUGUUGAAAAAGAGAAAACACAACGUUGGCGAAACACCAAGGUUGGCACAAGAAAUCAAGCCAAGCAUAUACUAA